Macrobrachium nipponense is the source of this 977-nucleotide messenger RNA. RefSeq lists its product as uncharacterized. The record is from RefSeq and is a predicted model, not a curated record. NCBI's taxonomy places the organism in Eukaryota, Metazoa, Arthropoda, Malacostraca, Decapoda, Palaemonidae. Bases 112 to 789 code for a protein of 225 amino acids. The transcript has 2 exons.
ACAAGGGCGUGUCCUUCCGAAGGUCACGGCCAUCGUAUAUAAAGCCAGGGACACUGCCCGAUCGCCACACGCACUCUUGUGGGUCCAAGACAUCCGUCCGACGAAGCAGCCAUGAAGGCCAUAUACGUGCUACCCUUUAUGUUGGCCUCCGUCAUGGGAGGCACAACGCUCCUGCAGCCAGCUACUGUAGGACUGGGUCCCCACGCAUGGGCCUACUCAAACCUCAACGUACCUGCUCCCGUACCCGCCGGCGAAGCCCCAUCCCCAGACGUCCUCGUCCAGAGAACCGCCGUGCAGGGAGUGGGACGCCCCGUCAUCAAGUACACACCCCAGAUCACGGAGGUCCGCCCGGAGUUGAAGAUCACCGAGAGGACCUACAACGUGCCCGUCCCAAAGCCCGUCUACGAGACCAAGCAGGUCACCCCCGUCCACACCAAGUACGUCGCUGAGCCCUACGCCGUCCAGCAGCCCUUCGCUGUCCCUCAGCCCUACGCCGUGCCCACGCCCGUCAACGUCCAGGUCCCAGUGCCACAGCCUGUCCACGUACAGCACAAUGUUGUCGCUCAGCCCGCCGUUGUUUCAUACAGCGCCCCAGCUGCUGUACAGCAGAUAGCUGCUGUGAACGCUCUCCCCCAGUUAACCGCUCUGUCUGCUGUGCAGACCGGUGCCAACAUCAUUUCACCUGUCACCUACAACGCUGCUACUGCUGUUCACGGCAUCGCCGCUUCCCCACUGCUGACCCAGACCAUCACUCACAGGGUUGAAUUCGACGACGAUGACGACAAAUAAGUCAACUGCUAGAUUCGUGGCCUGAGGAACUUCUAAGAAUGUCGACAGAGUCUACUAGGAACCAUCAGAAGAGGCAAUAACGGAGCGUCAUCUAGAAAGGAUGAGGUUUGAGAACCGUGGUCUGAACGAAAGGAUGUGUGCGGUAUAAAUGAGUUCAAAAUGUAAAAAAUAAAAUCGUGUAUGUUAAA